UCUGUGGAAUAAUCUUUAAGAGAUCACUUUUAAAAUAAAAUGUUUCGAUUUAUAUUAUAUAUUUCGAUUUUUUUUAAUUGCAAAAGGUGAAAAUAAGCAUUUUAAUGAGUUAUCAACAGAAGUUUUAAUUAUUAACUUUUAAUCAAAUAUAGUCAGAAGAAAGUAAUUAAUUUAAAAUAAUUAUUAUUUUUGAAACUCUUCAGAUGUCAAUAACAAAUAUGGAAUUCCAACAUUUAAUAUAAAAGGAAAAUUUCAAGACGUCACACCUUUAUGAAUUUUCACCUGAAGAAGGACGAAAGAAAAAAAGCUCGAAAAUGAACGAAACAAGGAGAAGUGCAGAUCUUCCCAAGAAAAAGAUCUUAGAAACUUUACUAAAAAGUGCCAUUAGUUAUUUAGAAUGUCUGCAGAAAUUUACUUAUCCUGUUAAAGAUGUCAGCAAGAAGGACAGUGUUAGAACGGAGAAAAGAUAUCCUAAAAGAAAUAUAAAAAGAUUAUCAUAUAACGAGUGUGAUUCUACUGAUGACGAAUGCCUAGUAAUUGAAAACUAUGUAGUAGAUGAAAGCGAUACUUCAUCCUAUGAGAGACUGUUUCACGUUUCUAAAAUUCCGGAUAAAUUACUGAAAACUCAAAAAGCUCAAGAAAUUCCACAAAGUUUUGUACUCAGAAAAUCCUCAGUUUCUGUAGUGAAAUUCGGCGUUUGGACUGAAGAGGAACUUCCGACAGGAAUUAUUUUGGGUCCAUGCAGAGGAAGAAUUACUAAAAACUAUUACGAAGCUGAAAAUACUGGAUACUUUUGGAUGGUAAGAAAUUGUGGCAAAGAGAGAAGCUCCUGGAGAGAAACAUCAAAUUGGUUACGGUUUGUGAAUUUUGCAGAUUCUAAAGAAAAUCAUAAUGUCAUGGCCUUCCAGUAUAAAAAAAGAAUUUAUUACAAGACUUGCAAACAAAUUGAGCCUUUUCAAGAGCUCUUGGUGUGGUACAGUGACAAUUACGCUACAGAACUGAGAAUGUUCAACUUGGAUGCUGAAAAUGUUUCUGAUAGUGAUGCAGUUAAGAAAGUUUGGUGUGAUGCAAAAAGUAUCAUGUUUAAUCCUCUGGAUCAAGAGCUACAAUCUAAUUCUGCUGUUAAAGAAAACAAAUGUGUUACAUUUGAAUAUUCCACAGACAAAGCCCUACUUCGCGAACGCCAUUGCCCUGAAUCAAAAAAAGCAGAAGCUCAAACUUACGAUUGCCCCAAUUGUGAAAAAGUCUUUUUGCAAAUAGAAAAGCUUCAGAGCCAAGGUCGCUAUUUUGAACAAUCAAUUUCUUGCGAUGUUUGUGGGAGAGCUUCAAAAUGGCAACCACCCCCUCUGUCUCUAACUAACAAUACUAAGGAAAAAAACUAUCCUUGCAACAUCUGUGGAAAAAGAUUUAGUCAGGCUGGAAAUCUCGAAAUACACACACGGAUACACACGGCUGACAGGCCUUUCAAGUGCCCUUAUUGUAAGCACAGCAGCAUACAAUCAUCGCAUAUGCGCCAGCACGUGAUUGUCAAACAUACUAAAAAGUAUCCAAUUCACUGUCUAGACUGUGGUAAAGGUUUUAUACGUCCGGGUCGUUACGAACAUCAUAUUAGAAAGAGACACUCAGAUGUCAAAAAGAAGCCAAAGCCAGUCAGAAGGAAUACAAAUUCUGGUGCUAAUAAGAUCCGUCAUAAACUGAAAUGUGAUUUUUGUGAAUAUACUUGUUUUCGAAUUUUUUAUCUCCAGAAGCAUUUGAAUUCGAAGCACAAAGAAGACGGUGUGGUCAAAAUGUUUCAAGCUUCCGCUGAUUUCGCUGAACAUCUUCAAGACAACCAGGCAUCAUGUAGUAAGGAUUCUUCGUUGAUCAUAAAUGAAAUUCCAGACGGUAAUUUAGAAAUUGAUGAGAGGAAAUCACGUAAAAGGAAAAGGAGCGAUAACACAAUAUUAACUAGUCACCGUAAAAAACCAAGACGUAACACUGUGCCGGAAAUAGCUCAGGAAACGAUUGAAGUGGCUAAAAACUUGGAUUCGUCUGUUAAAAACCUAAAGGAUAGCGAAAAUAGUCUUGUGCAGUUAGAAGUGGGAGUUAAUCAUUUGGAAAAUGGACUCGUGCAAUCAAAAACGGAUAAUAAUCAAGCGCAUUUUACCAGUGAAAAUACUGAUGAUUUGAAAAAUAGCCUUAUAGAACUGCAGAAAGGCGGAAAGCCAUAUAAAUGUCCACAAUGUGAAUAUAUAUGCAACUAUUUCCAAAGUCUCACUCAACAUAUCAUUUGCAAGCACACGAAGCGCUAUCCUUACACGUGCGCUGAGUGUGGCAAUGGAUUUACGAGGCCUGUACGUCUUCAAAGACACAUUGAUAACGUCCAUGCAAGAAUCCGAGAACUUAAAGCUAAUACUAAAGAUUCUGGAAUCAAAAGAAAGAAACAGAAAGGUAAAAACAAAGUCAUUGUAACUAGGAACAGGAAACGCAAAGUUGUUGAUACUGAAAACGGUCUCGCAAAGAAGAGACGUAGGGGAAAGAAAGGUGAAGGCGUUGCUGAAAAAGAUCAAAAACCUUUUGUUUGUUGCUAUUGCAGCUAUGCAUGCUACCGUCCAACGCAUUUGUCGCGGCAUAUCAUUAAGGAACAUACUCAUGAUUAUCCAUACGUGUGUCCUCAGUGCAACGAAGGAUUUGUGAUACCCAAAGAACUAAGAGACCAUUUUUCAUCGAAACAUGCAAAUGUUAAAUCGACAAAUCGCUUUCAAAAACCUAGUCAAGCUUCUUUUAAAGCAGCAGAAGUCAAUACUCAACCGUCUAGUGAGCAAGAGAAAAUUAUGAAACAGGAAAAUAAGGAACAGAUUAUUAAUGAAGAAAAUAAGAAAACGAAUAAGAAAGCAAUCAUUCAAAGAGAUAAUCAGAGACCGGUUAUGAAUCAAAAGAAAAAGGUCUUAGUCAUCAGGCAAGAUAAUAAUGAAGAAGUUAUUGAGCAAGACAAUAGGAAACCAGUUAUUGAAAAAGACAAUAAGGAGGUAGUUAUCAAGCAAGAGUCCAAAAAACCAGUUCGUUUAGAUGGGAUGAGCCAUUUCAAGUGUCCACACUGCACUUAUGCGUGUAUUUUAGCGCAACAUCUAACCCAACACGUCAUCGCCGCACAUACGUCAGACCAUUCUUACGCAUGUGUUCAAUGCGUAGAACGCUUCAGUAACCCGUUCCGUCUCCGACAUCACUUUAAAGAAAUCCAUGUCGCCAAACGAAAUGAAUGUCGACCUAUAAAAGAAGAAACGACUAAAAUUGUAAAAAAAUCAUCCAAAAAAUCCAAAACCCCACAAAUUUCGAAGAUCCACGCGUGCCAAUAUUGUGAGUACAAAUGUUCCAAAAUUCAACAACUCACUCAACAUGUCAUCGUUCGCCACACUAAGGAGUAUCCAUUCUAUUGCCCUAAAUGCAAAAAAGGCUAUACUCGAGUUGCGCGAUACAAUCUUCAUGUGGUAAAAUGCAAAGGAGUGAAGACAGGAAAAAUAGCUGCAUAUAAAGAUUGAAGGGAUUUCGGGUAUUUACUUUCCAAUAAGUAAAAGAACAGAUAGUUGAAUAUUACUUUAAACCAGAUUAGAGUUUUUGUUGUCCUAAACUGGUUUUGGAUUUAACAAGUGAUAUUUACUGCUCAAAAUCUAUCAAAAUUGUCUUGGGAUUUGCUGUUCAAAACUGAAUUAUAGUUAUUCUGAAAAAUGGUUAAACUUAAAACACUUACUACACGUAAAAAAGAAACAUCCAACUAAAUUUUUGACUGAUAUUUAAUUUUAAAAACUAAUUGCAGAUCAAUUGAAACCUCACAAUCGAUUUUACUUUAAAGUUUAAAUUAAUAAAAUAUAUAAUUGUAUUUAUAUAACUAUGAUUUCAAAUAGUACCCAUAAAUCUUUGUUAUUAAAGUAUAUAUUAGAUUUGAAUAAUUGAAACAAAAGCAUCCGUUUCUAUUUUUUUGAAAUACCUUCUGU
This is a messenger RNA of Parasteatoda tepidariorum (common house spider), 3971 nucleotides long. RefSeq lists its product as uncharacterized. Gene Ontology annotation, molecular function: protein binding. Gene Ontology annotation, biological process: regulation of gene expression. Lineage: Eukaryota; Metazoa; Arthropoda; Arachnida; Araneae; Theridiidae. The record is from RefSeq and is a predicted model, not a curated record. Gene Ontology annotation, cellular component: nucleus.